UGGCUCACUUGUUGCAGUUAGCUGAACUGUCAAAAAAGCAUUAAAAAGUCAACAAUUUAUUUCUUAAAACUACGUUUUAAACUUUUAACAAUAUGUCUUAACCACAGCUGCACAGGUUUUGACUUUAAUACAUCCUAAAAUUUGUAUUUAUUUUUUGAAUUAUGGUGUCAAUUAUAGGUAGUUUGUGCGUUUGUAAGUUACAAGUCUCACUUGACAUUCUAUGAUACCGACCGAUUCAUUUACAUUCUUGUUUGGAGUCUUUGGAGAUAAGUUUCUGAAGAAAUGUAAAUUGAUGUUAAUUUGUAUAAAUUGUUAAUUGAGUAAACGUGUUGGAAGUUAUCAGAGGACCAAAUGUACCAACAGCGGUGAUGUCGUCGGUCCACUGUGUGGUGGUGUGGGAGUGGCAGAGUGGCGGCCAGUGGCUGCCGCACACGCCUGCAGUGACGCGCACCCUGGAGCGAGCCCACGCUAAGAAGCUGACGAGGGUUGUAUUAGCAGAUGCCGAUCCAGCGCUCAGAGGGCACUAUGUCAAUUUGAGAACACUUACACAAUGUUUGGAUACUCCAGAGGGCGGGUCGGCGGAGUGCCUGGUGCGGCGCUCGUGCUACGGCGUGGGCUCGCCGGCCGGGCGCGGCGUGCGCUGGGAGUGGGCGCGCUUCACCGCCGCGCCGCACGCCGCCGAGCUCAACUACGAGCCGCUGCCCAUGGAGAUGCAAUGCGUGGUGGAGGAGGCGUGGUGCGGCGGCGCGGAGAGCGUGGCGGCGGGCGGCUGGGCGCUGAGCGUGGCGCGCAUGACGGCGCGCGCCGGCGGCCACGUGCGCCUGCUCCGGCGCGCGCCGCAGCCGCCCUACCCGCUCACGCGCCAGGCGCCGCAGGAGCCCGGUGAGUCUACAGUCACCUGGCGCAUGACGGCGCGCGCCGGCGGCCACGUGCGCCUGCUCCGGCGCGCGCCGCAGCCGCCCUACCCGCUCACGCGCCAGGCGCCGCAGGAGCCCGGUGAGUCUACAGUCACCUGGCGCAUGACGGCGCGCGCCGGCGGCCACGUGCGCCUGCUCCGGCGCGCGCCGCAGCCGCCCUACCCGCUCACGCGCCAGGCGCCGCAGGAGCCCAGUGAGUCUACAGUCACCUGGCGCAUGACGGCGCGCGCCGGCGGCCACGUGCGCCUGCUCCGGCGCGCGCCGCAGCCGCCCUACCCGCUCACGCGCCAGGCGCCGCAGGAGCCCGGUGAGUCUACAGUCACCUGGCGCAUGACGGCGCGCGCCGGCGGCCACGUGCGCCUGCUCCGGCGCGCGCCGCAGCCGCCCUACCCGCUCACGCGCCAGGCGCCGCAGGAGCCCGGUGAGUCUACGGUCACCUGGCGCAUGACGGCGCGCGCCGGCGGCCACGUGCGCCUGCUCCGGCGCGCGCCGCAGCCGCCCUACCCGCUCACGCGCCAGGCGCCGCAGGAGCCCGGUGAGUCUACAGUCACCUGGCGCAUGACGGCGCGCGCCGGCGGCCACGUGCGCCUGCUCCGGCGCGCGCCGCAGCCGCCCUACCCGCUCACGCGCCAGGCGCCGCAGGAGCCCGCGCGGCGGCCGCGCAUCCCUCAGCAACACACGGGCUCGAGCGUGCAGUCGGUACAGUCGGCGCAGUCGGCGCAGUCCAUGCCGGCCGCGCCCGCGCCGCCGCCCGCGCCCGCGCCGCGCCGCGCCGGCGCCCGCAGCGCCUCGCCGCGCGACCGCAAGCCCGGCCUGGCCCGGCAGAUCUUGCACAACCUCAACAUAUUCAGUAACAGCAACAAGCCCCCGGCCGCUCCCGUGGAGCACAAGGCGCCGCGAGACAGCGCGGCGGAGCAGAAGCAGUGCGGCGAGCCCGAGUGCGGCAGCACGCGCUCGGGGCGCCGCCACAGCGUCGACACCGUGUCCACGUACCUGAGCCACGAGAGCAAGGACAGCCUGCAGCAAGGGUCCGUGGGCGAGCUGCUGAACUGCAGCGCGGGCAGCGACGACGUGUUCGACGCGCCGCGCGCGCCCGAGCCCCCGCCCACCUCCGACGGAACUAUUGUCGGCUCGGACAGCGCGGCGGCGAGCGUGUGCGGCUGGGUGCGCGCGGAGGCGUGCCCGCAGUGGGGCGCGCUGUGCCCCGCCUGCCUGCGCGCGCUGCGGGGCCCCGCCCCUGCCGUCGCGCUGACUCGCUGCCAGCACAUGCUGCACCUGCACUGCCUCAACACGCAGCUGGAGCGCCUGCGGGCGGCUGGCGUGAGUCUAAUUAAAUGUUUUAUGAACGUUGUGCGGGCGGGCCCGCAGUGGGGCGCGCUGUGCCCCGCCUGCCUGCGCGCGCUGCGGGGCCCCGCGCCCGCUGUGGCCCUGACUCGCUGCCAGCACAUGCUGCACCUGCACUGCCUCAACACGCAGCUGGAGCGCCUGCGGGCGGCUGGCGAGGCGCUAUACAUCGAGUGCCUGGUGUGCGGGCGCGUGUACGGUCGCUCCGAGGGCGCGGGCGCGGGCGCGGGCGCGGGCGGGGAGGGCGGCGCGCAGCCGGCCGGCAGCAUGGCGUGGAGCCUGCAGCCCACGCCGCUGCCGCCCUACCCGCACUGCUCGUCGAUACUCAUCACUUACAGCUUCCAGUCGGGGCGGCAGGGCCCGCGGCACCCGGCGCCGGGCGCGCCCUACUACGCCGUGGGCUUCCCGCGGCACACGCUGCUGCCCGACACGCCGCUCGGACGCCAGGUAACAGACAUUCACUUGUAGCUUCCAGGCGGGGCGGCAGGGCCCGCGGCACCCGGCGCCGGGCGCGCCCUACUACGCCGUGGGCUUCCCGCGGCACACGCUGCUGCCCGACACGCCGCUCGGACGCCAGGUAACAGACAUUCACUUGUAGCUUCCAGGCGGGGCGGCAGGGCCCGCGGCACCCGGCGCCGGGCGCGCCCUACUACGCCGUGGGCUUCCCGCGGCACACGCUGCUGCCCGACACGCCGCUCGGACGCCAGGUAACAGACAUUCACUUGUAGCUUCCAGGCGGGGCGGCAGGGCCCGCGGCACCCGGCGCCGGGCGCGCCCUACUACGCCGUGGGCUUCCCGCGGCACACGCUGCUGCCCGACACGCCGCUCGGACGCCAGGUAACAGACAUUCACUUGUAGCUUCCAGGCGGGGCGGCAGGGCCCGCGGCACCCGGCGCCGGGCGCGCCCUACUACGCCGUGGGCUUCCCGCGGCACACGCUGCUGCCCGACACGCCGCUCGGACGCCAGGUAACAGACAUUCACUUGUAGCUUCCAGGCGGGGCGGCAGGGCCCGCGGCACCCGGCGCCGGGCGCGCCCUACUACGCCGUGGGCUUCCCGCGGCACACGCUGCUGCCCGACACGCCGCUCGGACGCCAGGUAACAGACAUUCACUUGUAGCUUCCAGGCGGGGCGGCAGGGCCCGCGGCACCCGGCGCCGGGCGCGCCCUACUACGCCGUGGGCUUCCCGCGGCACACGCUGCUGCCCGACACGCCGCUCGGACGCCAGGUAACAGACAUUCACUUGUAGCUUCCAGGCGGGGCGGCAGGGCCCGCGGCACCCGGCGCCGGGCGCGCCCUACUACGCCGUGGGCUUCCCGCGGCACACGCUGCUGCCCGACACGCCGCUCGGACGCCAGGUAACAGACAUUCACUUGUAGCUUCCAGGCGGGGCGGCAGGGCCCGCGGCACCCGGCGCCGGGCGCGCCCUACUACGCCGUGGGCUUCCCGCGGCACACGCUGCUGCCCGACACGCCGCUCGGACGCCAGGUGCUGUCAGCGCUGCGCAGCCUAUGGGCAGCCGGUCUCCUAUUCGGCGUGUGCGCGUCACAGACGACAGGCCGCGAGCAC
This is a messenger RNA of Ostrinia nubilalis (European corn borer), 3829 nucleotides long. It is a transcript of the gene dx, whose product is annotated as protein deltex. The record is from RefSeq and is a predicted model, not a curated record. NCBI's taxonomy places the organism in Eukaryota, Metazoa, Arthropoda, Insecta, Lepidoptera, Crambidae. Gene Ontology annotation, cellular component: nucleoplasm. Gene Ontology annotation, biological process: Notch signaling pathway; protein ubiquitination. Gene Ontology annotation, molecular function: zinc ion binding; ubiquitin protein ligase activity.